Messenger RNA from Archocentrus centrarchus (flier cichlid), 3540 nucleotides. RefSeq names its product reticulon 2b (gene rtn2b). The record is from RefSeq and is a predicted model, not a curated record. The coding region runs from base 24 to 662 and encodes 212 amino acids. NCBI's taxonomy places the organism in Eukaryota, Metazoa, Chordata, Actinopteri, Cichliformes, Cichlidae. Gene Ontology annotation, cellular component: endoplasmic reticulum membrane; neuron projection; postsynaptic density. The transcript is spliced from 7 exons. Gene Ontology annotation, biological process: neuron differentiation; endoplasmic reticulum tubular network formation; brain development.
GAGCAAGCAGGACCACCGCUGAAAUGGCCACCAAACUUUUGGAUCUGGUGUACUGGCGUAACAUUUGGAGGACUGGUGUGGUGUUUACAGGGCUGGUAAUCGGUCUAGCCAGCUUGUUCCAGCUUAGUGCCCUCACUGUGGUCUCCCACGUCUGUCUGGGUAUCAUGUGCAUCACCUUCCCCCUCCGUCUUUAUUAUAAACUGCUGGAGCUGCUGCGCUGGAACCCCGGCGUUCAUCCCUUUCAGUCAUGUCUGGAUUAUGACAGCUCUCUGACAAAUAAGGAGACAGUGAUGCUGGUAGAGGAAACGGUGUUGCUGAUUGCAUUUGCUGUCACAGAGAUCAAACGGCUUAUUUUCAUUGAAAGCAUAAUUGACUCUAUUAAGUUUGUUGCGUUUCUCUAUCUGCUGACCUAUGUUGGUGUCCAAACUAACGGACUGACCCUGGUGAUAACUGCUGUGAUCGCUGUUUUCUCCCUUCCUCUGCUGUACAAAAAGCAGCAGGUGCGGAUAAGAAGGAUAGUUAGAGCAGUCAGAGCUUUUGUAAAGAGAGUCAAAAAUCGGUUCUCCAGUCUGUAUGAAUCAGUGAGGCCCUCUCCAGCACCUGCACCAAAACCUGCACUUGCAGCUACAAAUGUGCCCAAACAGAAAGUCAAGUCAAAGUAACUUGUUGGUCGCAUGUUGAAAAGUACUUGGGAUUUGGAAAAGACUGGAAUGGCACAUCCUCUGCGGGGCCGCUGGAGGGGCUGCUCGUUUCCACUUCUCCACCAUGAUGUUUGUUUAUGGGAGCAAGAUAUAAUUGAUCCUGACAGCUUAAACAAAGCUGCCAUUCACUGAAGGAGAGAGAAGGGAGGUGCAUGAGGAGGGGAAUUUUAUUUAAUGUGAUGCUCUCUGUGGGCAGUGUCUAACAGAACCAGUUCACACAGUCAUCCUCUUCAAGUAGGCUAUGGAUGGCACAGAACAUCACAGCUUUUUUUUUUUUUUCUUCAAUAACAAGUGUAUUUUUACAUAACUAGUGCACCGUGUUCCUGUUAAACUGUGGAAGUAUUUAUAACGAAGCCCUGCAGCAUUUUUGCUGCUUUUAUUAUGAAGCAUCAUUCGUUGUUAGCUGGACAGAGUAAAAAGACAUGAACAUCACCUGCUACUAAUCAGUAUUAAUAGUGCUGCAUUUGCUAAGUCGAGGAAAAAGCUUUGUAAGCAGCAACUCCUACAACUUUUAAAAGACUUACAUGGGAAAUAAUGGGGGCGUUCUCCUUUGAUCUUAGUGCCAAUCGCUUUUAAUUAGAAACAAGCAGUGACUUCAGAUUGUGCAGAAAACGGUUUGCUGAUUAAAAAAACCUUUUUGGAUGAGAGCUUAGACUGUAAACAAAAGAUGGAUAUAGCCACUGUGAAAUCACUCCUUGGUUUGUGAAGUUUCAAAAUAUCACCGUGUUAGCUUUUUGAAACCGGAUGACGCGAGCACAGGGUCUGAUUGUGUAACUGGGGGACACUGCACGCUCAUUGGCUAAUGACUUUUCAAUCACAUGGUAAAGCAUUCCUUGCUUUACUGUCCUUCUGGACACUAAUAUGGAUAAUUUACAAACUUUAUGGUUUAUUUAAUAAGUAGCGACUGAGCCCAACAACUCAGCAGAGAAGUGCUUGUUUAGGUCACAGAGCAAAGGAGCUGAGGAUCGUUUUCCUGUACACUUACCUGACCAGGAGUCGCCCCCCUGCUGGUAAUUAGAAAGAAAGCAAGCUUAAGGCACUUCUGCACUGACUUAAUGUUUAGACCCAGAAAAUAUUUAAAUCUUUUAUAUACAGUCUAUGGAUAAGAGUAAAUGUUAUUUAUGCUCCAGCAAUUUAGAUGUUGGUUUAAAUUUAUGAUAACAGUGUCUAGCCACUGGUCAAAGGCACACAAAAAACCUCAACACUAACACCUUUUAAGUUGAUAUGGCAAAUCUAUAAUCAAACAGAUGUCUAUUUACACAUUCAGCAGAGAUAUGGAGCAACAUCAGCAUUAAUGUGGAGGUUUUUUUUUUCUGUGUACAGAGUAAAAACAAGCCCAAUAUUCACUCUUCUUAAGUCCUGUUACAUCUGACCUCUCUUAUUAUUUGAUGUCAUAAUGGCUGCAGUGAAAAACACUUGGUUUCCUUGCUAGCUGUCAGCCUUACUCUCUGGUGCUGCACUGGUGUAAAAUGGGUGGGUUUACUCUGGGGUCUUUGGAAACAGCUGCCUGCUAUAUUUAAACAUGACAUCAUGGGAGUGGUGAGAGUAAACCAUAGUUUGUGUAGAACUACCAUGACAUCAGCCACUGGUUAGUAAAGUCCUGUUCUGAAGCCUAGAACAAGCAUUUUCACCACCACCAUCUUGGUGUUUGAAAUACGAUGUAAGAAAGGGGGGUGGGUCAGACUGUGAAACUGCAUGCUCACUGGCUAACAGCUUAUCAGUCACAAGUUGCUAGCCAAUGAGCAUACCCUGGGUAAUCCUCCUUAUGACAUUUCUGACAAAUUUACAAAAUGGACUAAUUUUAUUCAGUUUUACCCAAAACAAGCGACGGAGCCACAAACUAAUCAGGAAAGGAAAGUUUUCUCAUAGACGUGUAAUGAACCUGAGGUUUUUUAGGAUCCACAGGUAUCGAUCCAUAGUGGCCAUUAAAAGGAAUGCAGGUCCAAAAAAGACAAGUGCUUGAAGGAAAGUUUGACACUGAGGCAGAGAUCACUUGAGGAAGCCAUUAAAUCCCAUUUAUAUUCUUAAGUUGGUGCAGUUUUAGGAAUUUUAUGGAAAUAUCAGCACUGAUGGCAGAAUUGUGGAGAUCAUUUCUUCAGUAUCAAUUUAACACUUUCAGUGAGGAUCUGAUGUUGGUACUGGUACAGCUGUUUUGGUGGCACCAAAAUCCCCCCCCCCAAAAACCAAUACAUCAUUAUAACAUUACAUGGGACAACUUGAGAAGCACUGAAACAAAACUGUAGUACCUUUAGUGUAACUCCAUAAAAUGCACUUCAGUUGUGAUCUAACUUAGAGAGCUCUGCUUGUUAACUUUGUGUGUGUUACAAUUUUACCCCACAUUCUCGUUAAGAAAUAAUCAAUACCACUAUACACUGUAAAGACCAGUGUAGAUAGAUAAUGGGUGAUUUUGUACAAUAAAAGUUUGGGUGAAGUUUUCCUUUAUUGUAACAAACAGCUGCCAAACCUGAGCCAGUUAAAUUGUGAGCAGCAGUGCUGUUUAAGCCAGAGAGCUCCUAUUAGUGUAUCAGAUCAGGGUUAAAGACUGUAGUUCUUUCUAAUGGUCAAGGUUUUAGACCAUAGAACUGAAGCUGCUGCUCAUACUAACAUGUCUUAAUGAGCGUGCAAUAAUCAUAUUGGAUGUAUGGAUUUACAGAUAGUUAAACUUUUAUUUGCCCAGAUUAUGCAGUCAACAUAUUCUGAUAAGUCUUAUUUUAAAGUUUUCUGUACUCUUAGUGCCAGAAAAAAUUUUUUAUUUGCCCACCUUCACCAUAUAUGAAAAGCAUCAAAACUUGGACAAAAACAAAAAACCGUGAGAAGUAACUGAUAACAAAUAUAUUGA